AUGGCACGAGACAGUCUCUUUUCACCUGUCCACACACGGGGCGUGUACGCACCAAAGAAGCUGCGUGGCUUCCUCGCACUGCCUGCAGAGAUUAGGAACCAAAUCUACAAUUACUACUUCGAGGCGGAGAACCACUGCGAGAUAACCCGCAAAUCACACCAGCCCCAACAGCAAAAGAAGCCUCUCACGGUAAAGCUAUGCUCUGCGCUCAUUGCUCCCACUCCUAUCUCUUCAGCACCCGACACCUCCAACACUGUACCCGUCAUUCGCUUCACCAGAUGCCUGGGCAACUACAACAUCAUCCAAGGCUUGCAGACCAACUGGCUCGGCUCCCUCUACGCCCUCAGUCUCGUCUGCAAGCAAGUCUAUGCUGAAACCGUAACAUACAUGUAUCUCACAACAGUCUUCAUCUUCGACGCCCCCAAGCGCAUGACAAACUUCUUCGACGUCGUGUCUAGUACGCGGCUCGGCUGCAUUACCAAAUUGCAGCUUCACUACGACACAUAUGGCCAUCCCAAGAGCACCCACAAUGUCAUUUGGCAGGACAAGCAUGGUCGGAGUUGGCACCGCGUAUGCAAGGCAGCAUCAAAGAAACUCGUAAACUUACAAAGCCUCACCAUCUGGGCACAGAUCCAUGACUGCGCGCCAAAAUUCACCCUGCGCGAGAAAUGGAUUGAACCCCUGCUGCAAUUCCGUCGAUUAAAUCGUCAAAAGGACUUGACGAGGAAGGCUGCUACAGCAGAGUCAGCACAGUCCAUCGGAAGCUGUUCUUGUCUCCAAAGCGUCACUGUCCAUGUUCAGACUCGCUGGUCAAAAAAUCCAUUGGCUGCUUUCCGCAAUAACAGGAGCCUAGCACGUGCAAGUACUGCUUUACACCUUCUCUAUGGACAGGCUAUCAGCCUUGCGAUCAUGGGGGCUGCCGAGUACGAGGCCAUGUCUGGAUUCAAAGCUGCAUGGGAAGAUUGA
Pyrenophora tritici-repentis Pt-1C-BFP is the source of this 966-nucleotide messenger RNA. The record is from RefSeq and is a predicted model, not a curated record. Lineage: Eukaryota; Fungi; Ascomycota; Dothideomycetes; Pleosporales; Pleosporaceae.